AGCUUCCUGUUUAGAACAGUUCAGGAAGAAGAAGUAAUGGCGACGUCGGUGGGUGCCGAGUCCUCUCGGACUGGGUUAUCCCGAAAAAGCCGAAGUAGGAAUAUCCUGUCCAGGAUUAGACAUGGUCAAAUUACUGGUUGUGGACUGAGCCGGGGGACACAGUUACCCGAGGCUCUGCUCAAAGAGAGGGACAAGCGCGCCAGAUGGCAAGGGAUCCCCAUACUGCUGCAGAGGCUGUAUGAAAGCAGCCACCCCAAUAGCGAUCUCUCUCAGACCCAUGGAGUGGUGAAGGAACUGUCAUCCUUGCUUUCCAUGGAAGCCAUGUCGUUUGUGACAGAGGACAGGAAGACGGCUCAGGAGUCGACCUUUCCCAACACGUACACGUUUGAUCUCUUUGGAGGUGUUGAUUUACUGGUGGAAAUCUUAAUGAGACCCACACUCACAACGCAGAAGAACAGCUCCAAAAUGAGUGACGAUCUGGUCAAAGACUGUUUGAGUGUUCUGUACAACUGCUGUAUAUGUACGGAAGGGGUCACGAAAAGCCUUGCAUCUAGGAACGACUUCGUUUUGUUUCUGUUCACCCUGAUGACAAAUAAGAAGACCUUUCUGCAGACGGCCACGCUAAUCGAAGACAUCCUAGGGGUCAAAAAGGAGAUGAUUCAGCUGGAGGACAUCCACAACCUGCCCACUCUGGUCCAGAGCUUCGACCAGCAGCAGCUCGCCAACUUCUGCCGCAUCCUGUCCGUCACCAUCUCCGAGCCCGAUGUGGGCAACGACGACAAGCACACCCUCCUGGCAAAGAACGCCCAGCAGAAGAAGAACGCCAGCCCCUCCCGCGCAGAAGUCAACCAAGUGACUCUCCUCAACAUACCCGGGUUUAUUGAGAGACUGUGCAAGCUGGCCACUCGGAAGGUGUCUGAAGCCACGGGCACCUCCAACUUCCUGCAGGAGCUGGAGGACUGGUACACCUGGCUGGACAAUGCUCUGGUGCUGGACGCGCUCAUGCAGAUGGCCACGGAGGAGGCGGAGCACAGCAGCACAGAAUCCUCUGACGAGAGCAGCCUGGCCACGAGCCCACUGAGACACCGGCUCCCGCAGUCCAUGAAGAUUGUGCACGAGAUCAUGUACAAGGUGGAGGUGCUGUACGUCCUCUGCGUGCUGCUCAUGGGUCGCCAAAGAAACCAGGUGCACAAAAUGUUGGCCGAGUUCCGGCUGAUCCCAGGACUCAACAACCUCUUCGACAAGCUCAUCUGGAGGAAGCAGACGUCCAACCAUGUGCUGCACGGGCAGAACCAGAACUGCGACUGCAGCCCGGAAAUUUCCUUCAAAAUCCAGUUCUUGAGGCUGCUUCAGAGCUUCAGUGACCACCACGAGAACAAAUACCUGCUUCUGAACAGCCAGGAGCUGAAUGAGCUGAGCUGCAUCUCUCUGAAAGCCAACAUCCCGGAGGUGGAAGCUCUGGUCAAAACUGACAGGAGUCUGGUUUGUGACGGUAAGAAGGGUCUCCUGACUCGGUUGCUCGCGGUGAUGAAGCGGGAACCAGCGGACUCCUCCUUCAGGUUCUGGCAGGCCAGGGCAGUGGAGAGCUUCCUCAGAGGGGCCACCUCCUACGCCGACCAGAUGUUCCUCCUGAAGAGGGGCCUGCUGGAGCAUAUCCUGUUCUGCAUCAUUGACAGCGGCUGCAAGUCCAGGGACGUGCUCCAGAGCUACUUCGACCUCCUGGGGGAGCUCAUGAAGUUCAACAGUGAUGCCUUCUGCAGGUUCAACAAAUACGUCAACACAGACGAAAAGUUUCAGAUCUUCUUGAAUCAGAUCAACAGCUCCUUGGUGGACUCCAACAUGCUGGUGCGAUGCAUCGUCUUGUCCCUGGACCGAUUCGAGAACCAAACGGAAGAUGUGAAAGUGGUGGAAGUGCUGUCGGAGUGCUGUCUGCUGUCGUACAUGUCGCGUGUGGAGAACAGGCUCUCCUUCCUCUUCCGGCUUGUCAACAUCAUUAAUGUGCAAACGCUCACACAGGAGAACGUGAGCUGCCUGAACACCAGCCUGGUGGUUCUGAUGCUGGCGCGAAAGAAAGACAAGCUGCCAUUCUACCUGAAAGCCCUGAGGGAGAAGGAGUACUCGGAGAAGUACCCGGGCUGCCUGCUCAACAACUUCCACAACCUGCUGCGCUUCUGGCAGCGCCAUUACCUCAACAAGGACAAGGACAGCACCUGUCUGGAGAACAGCUCCUGCAUCCCCUUCAGCUACUGGAAGGAGACAGUGUCCGUCCUGCUGAGCCCGGACCGGACUUCGCUGUGUGCCAUAGCAAGCUACAUCGAAGAGGCGUACAUGGACCUGGACAGAGACGCGCUGGAGGUUUAACCGCGGCACUCGGACGGAGGGAGGCGAGGGCAGUACCUCAUACCUCUUCUAUCUGAUUGGAUGGAGCAGGGAGGAGGAGUCUCACUGCAGGGCCUGUUGCUUUGCCUGCUUUUGCCAGAAUGUGUAGACGUUGCCAGGGAAACGGAUGUCCAAUUGAGCAGUCUGCUCCCGAAGCACGUCUUUGAUCUAUAUCACUCAGUUGUGCUGGAGUUCCCUAGAUGGCCUGAGUAAUCCUUUGGAGAGAUUCAACGACAAAAACUAUGGUUUGAGCUACCUCAUUUUUUCAACCCAGCACCAUCCACCUUGUACUGCCAUUCUCAUACAUAGGGUUGCAAUAAAUCAAGCUUUUCAACCAUGAUCAAGUAAUGUUGUCAAAUCCCUUUUUACACACCCGGGGCUGGUUGUACCAACUGGACGUGCACGUGUGGCUGAAAGUUGCAUCUGACCUGGAACAGAGUCACAGUUCUGGCUUAAUUUAUACAUCAGUUAGACCAGUUGGACAUGCUUUUUGUUACACCUGGACACAAACUUAAUAUUCAUCAAUAGAAGCCCAAUGCCAUGUGGCAAUAUUAGUGGCCAGGGUAGGUGAAAUAUAAAAUCACCAAAUUGCAGGUCUUGGUGCAUUAGUAAAAAUCGGCAGGGUCUUUUUUUUUUUGACUGAGGUGUGUAAACUAUUAACACUAUUGGAUCAUGUGCAUGUAUCUGUCCACAGCCUACAUCAUCUGUAAGUGAUUUCUAAAAUGUCCAAGCUUCCAGGCAGGAUUGUCCGUGACAUGCUGUAUGCAGUUGCCUUCUUGAUAGUAAGAGGGGUGGAUAAAUGCAAACAGGCACGUUAUUUUCCUUUUGAAGAGGUAAAUGCCAGUCAAGUGGUAUUUACUAUGUCUUGGCUUAUGAAAAUUAUUGGCUUGAUGACAGCAUAAGCUUUCUGGCAUCAAAACUUCUGGCCUUUCUCUGCCGAGCAGCUUUCACAUCAACUUUUUCGUGUGACCAGUGGCAGAUUUAUCAUCAUGAAUUACCUGUGGGGCAAAAUUUCUAAUUAAACCGGCAAACAUUUACUUCAGUAACUAUUUUGUUCUGGUUAGCCAUAAUUCUGAUACAAUAUUGUACUGUAUAUGCUCUUUUAAAAACUUCUAAUUUGAAAAAUAUCCUGAAAGAACAAUGCCAGCGCCUGUUGGAUGACUUUUUGCCAAAUAUGUUUUCAGUAAAUCCACUGUUGCUAUAUGUUCUGUUUUUGCUCAUUUAUGAAAUGUUAAUUCGCUAUGUAGCUGGUUAAGGCACAGGGCACAGUUUACGUAGUUCACUUAGACGUUCUAGGGUUACUUGGUUUGUGUCAGUUUCGUUGUGUGUUUAUGCACAUGAAUAUGUAUUACUUAUGCUAGAUAUACAAUGUUUACGCUGGACUUAAGUGUCUCGACAUACUGUUAGCAACAGGUUUUAAAAUGAGAUCAGUCAGACAUACCAUUUCCUAACUUGGCACUUACGACCAACCUUUUUUAUUUUAAUUUUUUAUUUUUAUUAAAUGCCCAGUUAGUGCAACCAGCCCUAGGAGCCCCAAACGUAUGUUUCAAAUCCAUAAAAAUCACCCUGCACAUUGAAAAGUGGAACUGUAUUUUCUCUCAAGUCUAUUAAUAUUUCCCAGACCUCAAGGGGUCUUAAGUGAACUGAAAUGUUGUCUUAUUGCUGCUGCUUGUUUUCUUUUUCCCCAGUCUUUUCACUAUGCAUGCAACAGUCUGGUUUGUGAAGGUGAUGUGACUUCUUUGCGGAGUUUGUUGGAGUUUACAGUUGGGGAAGCUGGGCUUGUUUGGCCACACAGGAGUCUGUGUGUCCAAGUGAUCUCUGCAAACCAGGCCAGCAGUAUCUUCGUCACAACGAGCACCAAACAUCACCAUGAAUGUUGCAUUCUGUUUCCCUUGGGCUCCAAGCGCGAUCUGUUUAAAGACUAUUUUGUGACAAAGGUGGUUUAAAAGGGCAUCUAUGAUUAUUCUCUGGGAGGGGCAAUCUGACCCAGAGCCUGUUUGGUUGAAGUGUACCAAGCCUUUAUUAUUCAUUGUUGUAAAGGCCAUUUAUUUGGUGGAAGCACGGUACACUUUCCUUGGAUUUCUCUUCUAGAAAUCAAUUAUUGUUCUGGUCAGCUUUCAAAAAAACAAUUCUUAGCAAUCUAUAUAUGUAAAAUAAUAAUAGGAUGCACUCAUUACAAUGAAGAUAAAUGCCUAAGGUGCGUUCUGCUUUUAAACAGAUCUCCUGAUUUGGGAAUUAACUUUUAAAUUAAUUUUUUUUUCUUUCUCCUUGUUGUUUGAAUGCUUAGUCAGUUUAUACACUACAUAUUUUAAAAUAUGUGGUACUAGGCUAACUUUCAGACUUGCUUAGUGAGUCUUAUUUAGGUAUGCAGAAUAACAUGUUCCUAUAGCCAUCACCCAGACUAUUCAAAAAUAUUUUAAUGAUUUUAUUCCUUGGAUUUGGAAACAUUUUGAGUUGUAUUAUGCAGUGAUCACCUGACAACAAAAGUAUCAAUUUGGAUGUUAUUUUUGCAUCUGUCUUGUCUAGGCUUAAAAGUUAACAAAUUUUUAAUAUAUUCAGCUUCAAACUAGCAAGCUUUUAACCAUUGCUACAAAUUGUACUAUAUUGACCCACACUGUCAUUUGUAGUAUACCUAUCGAAUGGUAUAUUUUAGUCCAGAUAGUUCAACAGUGAAUUGUCAAUGCAGUUGUUUAUGCUCAAAUCAUAUUGUUCAUAUUGUACAUUGGCAAUGAUCUAAAUAUUGAAUCAGAUGAGUCUCUAUCCUCGUACCCAUUUAAAAUCUUAUAUCUGAACAUAGCUAUUAUUAGCAAUCACCCUGAAACCUGGGCAAUGCUGGUGCUAAACGCUUUGCAUUUGAUUGUAACUGACUUUUCCCUCUCAAUAGGUACUUGACAAUAGAUGGAUGGAGAUUCGGUAUCUCUUUUGUGGGUUAUAAUUAGCAGAUAAUUAUGGCAGAAAAAAAAAUGCCACAUUGGGUGGUUUUUUUUUCAAUUUCCUUUGUACAGCUAUGUCCGAUUGUGCAUUGAUUAUGAUUUAGUGAUUUUAAUUGAGUUUGUGAAUAUGGCACAAACUAGAAUAUAGCUACUGCACCUGAAAAGUGUCUUAUAUAUGCAGUAAUCACCAGCCAGUAGUUUUCCCAAGCACCAGUGUGUUUCUGGUGAGCAGCACACACUCGUCUGUGUAUACCAAACUCAGAAUACCACUCUUAAUCACCCACGCCCUGCUAGUGAACUGUUUUAAUGCACAUCCACAAUUUUUGUUGUUAUUUUCCCCCUCUGUAUUUGGGUUUGGAUUUAAUUUACUAUUUAACUGUUAUUGUUUGUAAAUUGAAAAAAUAAAUGGUCACAACUUUAA
Anguilla rostrata (American eel) is the source of this 5733-nucleotide messenger RNA. Its product is annotated as short transient receptor potential channel 4-associated protein-like. Gene Ontology annotation, cellular component: Cul4A-RING E3 ubiquitin ligase complex. The transcript is spliced from 20 exons. Gene Ontology annotation, molecular function: phosphatase binding. The record is from RefSeq and is a predicted model, not a curated record. Lineage: Eukaryota; Metazoa; Chordata; Actinopteri; Anguilliformes; Anguillidae. Gene Ontology annotation, biological process: ubiquitin-dependent protein catabolic process. The coding region runs from base 37 to 2361 and encodes 774 amino acids.